AUGUCGCUUAUUAGAGAUUUCAUAGAGGCUAUGGCACCAUCUCAUGCCUAUGCAGAAGAGGCUGAGGAAGAAGAGGAAGCAGUUGAAGAUGUUAAAGAAGGUGAUGCUGAGGAAGAAGAAGAGGAGGAUGAAGAUGAUGAUGAUGAGGACGAAGAUGAGGCCGUUGAUCCUUUAGAUGCUCUCAAAGAAGAGUGUCAAAAAACUGCUGACUGUGCAAAGAGUGUGAAGGAAUUCCAGGCAUGUACAGAGAGAGUGACAAAGGCCGAAGAGGAUCCGGAAUACGCAAAUAAGGACUACAAGGAGGAUUGUGUGGAGGAGUUCUUCCACUUGCAGCAGUGUGUGAACAAGUGUGCAGCUCCAAAGCUCUUUAGUCAUUUGAAAUGA
Brettanomyces bruxellensis is the source of this 384-nucleotide messenger RNA. RefSeq lists its product as uncharacterized. Lineage: Eukaryota; Fungi; Ascomycota; Pichiomycetes; Pichiales; Pichiaceae. The transcript has 2 exons. Gene Ontology annotation, biological process: mitochondrial electron transport, ubiquinol to cytochrome c. The record is from RefSeq and is a predicted model, not a curated record. Bases 1 to 384 code for a protein of 127 amino acids.